Spizellomyces punctatus DAOM BR117 is the source of this 369-nucleotide messenger RNA. RefSeq lists its product as uncharacterized. NCBI's taxonomy places the organism in Eukaryota, Fungi, Chytridiomycota, Chytridiomycetes, Spizellomycetales, Spizellomycetaceae. The coding region runs from base 1 to 369 and encodes 122 amino acids. The transcript has a single exon. The record is from RefSeq and is a predicted model, not a curated record.
AUGCAAAAGUCACAACAACCCUCAAAUGAAACAUUGGUACCUCGCCAAACCGGUAUAAAAUACACCGACCCUGUCUCUGUCGCCGUUCACACCUACCUGCGGACCGGUAUGCUUCCCCCAACGGACAUCGAUGUUCCCAUUCCCGGUCCAGAUUAUGGUCCUGGAGAAGGAAUGACAGGAUGCAUUACCCAAGCGGACAUCAAGUACUUUUCGAGGGAUUGGUAUAUUGGAUGUGAUGGCGAACUCUAUCACAAGAACGAAGGCCCCGGACCAGUUAGAUUUGAUGCAGAUCAGGGUAAGGGGUUCAUAGACAAGAUCAAAGAGAAGGUGCUGCCGAAACCAGAGCCCUUCCAUGAUUGGAAUGAUUAG